This is a messenger RNA of Tilletiaria anomala UBC 951, 822 nucleotides long. RefSeq lists its product as uncharacterized. The transcript has 2 exons. Bases 161 to 667 code for a protein of 168 amino acids. NCBI's taxonomy places the organism in Eukaryota, Fungi, Basidiomycota, Exobasidiomycetes, Georgefischeriales, Tilletiariaceae. The record is from RefSeq and is a predicted model, not a curated record.
ACAGUCCGUCAAUCCGCAGAAGGUCCCAGUUUAAGUUUCCGUGCCUAAUAACCCACGGCCUGGUCGACAAAGCCGUGCCACUCGCCCCGACAGCCCAUUACGUCACGGAGCAAUGCAACGCCGGCGCCGAUACCCUCUCAACCCGAUCGUAGACUGAACAAUGAGCGCCGCCAACGAGAGAUCAAUGUGGUUCGCGAUCCUCAUCAGCGCCGCGUGGGCCUCGCUCGCGGCGGCCCUGCUUGUUGCGGUCAAAAGAGCGGUGCGCAACUUUGCAAGCUCAAGAGCGCCCCCCUACAACCAAGACGGCAAGCUGCCAAGGUCUCUGAAAGACUCCGACGCAAGAGAGAGCCAGCAGGAGUCAGCUGAUGGCAACGCUGCCGCCCGCUCGAGAGGACUCAGCACGAAAGCCAGAUGGUUAUGGGGCAUCAACAUCGUCUUGUGGUACACCCUAUUCUUCGGUAGAGACCUGGUCGAACACGCCGGCUACAGCUGCAAUGGCGGAUCCUCCGCUGAUGCAGGAUCUCGCUGUGAACAAGAUGUCCAGGCUACAUGCACAGGGUUCGCUGUGGCGUUCGUGGCGGCAACCGUCGGCAUCGACUCCGGCGCGACCAUCCUGCGCACCUUGCUCGACGUUAUGACGGAGUCUGCUCCAAGGGUUGCGCGAUGAUUUGUUUCAAUCUGGUGCGACAUUUAGGACACGCAACGAACACCGAAGCUGCGCGGCAAGUUUGGAGCGGCUUACGACGACAGGCGCCAGGCAUGCCCGGGCACCUACUGCAGCAUCUCUAAAGGCACGACAGGACACGGCUGAGGGUGUUCGAU